Molecule: messenger RNA, 8655 nt
Organism: Aureobasidium subglaciale EXF-2481
Lineage: Eukaryota; Fungi; Ascomycota; Dothideomycetes; Dothideales; Saccotheciaceae
Exons: 1
Source: RefSeq, a predicted model, not a curated record
AUGUUCAGGUCACUCAGUAGCAAGAACUCGGCUUCCUCAUCCAAGCGAAAGAAGACAGACAAACCCACCCGCCGCACCGAAUCAAUAACAUCCUCGUCGACGCACCGGAAAGACCGCUCGUCCAAACAUGAACAGAAGAAGUCCAUUCCGGAUGGUCUCUCUGGCCCUUCGACUUAUCGCACCACAGUCGAUCGCUUUGAUCAACUCGAGCCUCGAUCUUUGACGGAAGAAGCAAUUAGGAGCCUCGGCCUGCACGAUGACGGAAGGGCAGAUACACACUCGAAUGGUCAAGAUAUGUCCUCGAGAAGAGCUCGUUCAGACAGAAAAGAGCCCUUCGAAAAUUCGCACCAGCAACGUACUGGAGCACAGGAAUAUGAGCAGUACCGGUCCUUGAGCGACGAGAUCAUAGUAGAUGAGCAAUUCUCUCACCGCACUCAUCCUCAGAACGCUUUUGGUACAUCUUCCCGUGUGCAGGACCAGUUUCCAGGACAGGAUCCCUCAAGCUAUGCUCGGUCUGCAUUUGACCCAAGUCCAGCGCAAGUGCUUGCUCGUACGUAUGACGCUGGUGGUCAGACUCAAGCUGAGGAGUAUUUUGGCACUAUGCCAGUCGAACCGUUACCUCAAGAUGGCGUGGGAGCUGCUGCCGAGUACUACUCUCAGACUCCUAUGCAGAUGUACCAGACUGGAAAUCAAUAUGACGUACCUCAUGUUUUGCAUGAGGGGGCAGCUCGACUUGGAGCACCUUCUGGGCGAUUAAUGUUUAAUGGAUCCUUGCGCCAUGAUAACCCAAUGGGUAAUGCCUCGACAUAUCCCAUGGAGGGUGUUUCGGACCAAGCCUACACUUACCAACAGCAUCGACCUACGGAAGCUGGCUCGCAGGGACAAUCUGCCUCACAUAAUGCCUAUCAUCAGCAUUCUCACUCCGCGCCUUCCACAGCCAUAUUAGUUGAUCAAGCCUCAGAUGCGUCUCUGCCCGGUCUACUAGGCCAAGGUAAGCAAGCUACUAAGGAGAAUUCGGCGUACCGAGUAGCUGCAGCGAGCAGGGUGACAGGCGGGGAUGGAUAUCAUUCUCAUAGCGCGCAUCAACAAAACCCUUCUGCUCCGAGAAACAAACUCAAUGGCGGCAUCCUGCAUGACCGCUCCACUACGAGACCGUAUACCUCUGGCCACAUGGCCACUCAGCAUCGACACAAAGGUCCCAUAAGCAAGUUCGUGGACUGGUGGAAAGACUACGAAGAUGUGCGCAAGAUGGAAGAAUAUACUGAAUAUAUCGGCGUGUGCAGGUAUUGCUUUGAUCCUCGCUCUAGCGCUACGGAUGCUCCUCGGAAGCAUUAUCGUGGUGGGAGAAUCUCGUCCGAGUCUUCGCAAAGACGAUCCAGUGAUUCGCUUCGGCGCUCAUACUCCGGUGGAUCUAGAACAAGUCGAGUUGACAAGGAUCAAAGAUAUCAUUCGUCUGAUAGCGAGCGUCGUAGCAACAAAACUAGCUGGCUGGGUGCGGGUAUCGCGGCCUAUGGACUGUCCAAGGUUGGAAAGUCUUUGUGGCAGAGCUCCCGUGAUUUUGACGACACUCACAGUAUCCGAUCCGGCAGGAGAGAUGAUGUCCCAGGAAAUAGCGGUCGAAGGAAGAUAGUUAAAAACCACUCCCACGCCGAGAGGUCUGAUUUGGAGGACUAUCGUGCAGUGGCUCAAGGAAAGUCUACUCGCCUGACGACCACUCGGAGUUCGGCAGGCCAUUCGCAUGACUCUGGCUCGGGAUCAAGACAUAGUCAGACCGGCCGACGUGACGCCUCCCAUCUGGGUUCAAUGCCCGUAGCAUCUCCAAGCUACAGCCAAGAACGUAUUAAUGUGCGCCAUCCGAGUCCCGAAUACGAGCAUGUCACAACACAUUCGGUUCGACAAAGACCUAUGACCCGGUCGAGAAGCCACAGUCCCUCUUUAGGCCAGAUUCUCGGCCUCACGGGCGCUGCAAAGCGCAAGUUGGAUACUGCUCCGAAGUCGUCUUCGUCGCGACAAGACAACGCGUUCAAUGCUAGACGUAGUGGCAAACCCAAUUCAAGAAAGAGCAAAGAAAAGGGGUUCUUCAGUUUUGCCAAUUCGUCCUCAUCAUCGGCCAACUCUGACCUUGCUUUUGGUAUUCACACUGCUCAAAACGGCAAUCUCACAAGAAGAGUGACUGCAAAGAGCUCCGAUGAACAUCUUAAGGCCACCUUACUAGGCAUUGGAGCCACUGCAGCUGCUCUGAAUGCUGUUCAUAAAAGCAGAAUGGGCAGCAAGAAGGAGUUUAAAGCAACACGUAAGGGUGACCGCAACAGUCUGAACCGAAGCAAGCAGCCCAGUAAUGACGAAGAAGGUUGGGAGUCGGCUACCAACGACGAUGCUGACAGCAUUUCAUCAGGACUCGCCUUUGGUGAUUUUGAUGCGAGUGCAAAAUCACCUAAACGACGACCCAGCUCUGGCUCAAUCACCUCUCAGAGUUCUGGUACCGAUAAGUGGAGCUGGCGUUGGCGCCGAAAGUCCGAGAAGAAGGAUCACAUCAAUGGCACAUCACUUACUCAUCGUGACGAGAGUCUUUCUGGGCGAGAGUCGAGCUUUGCUGCAUUGCAGCCACUACAACAUGUGCAGCCAGCGCCUAUCGAUAGUCCAACACAAUCUGAUGCACGCGGAUCAUCGUCGAUGCCUGGUGCAUUUCCUGAGCAUCCGCAUGCCGUUGAGUAUGCAUCAAUACAGCAGCCAUGGCCCAUCUUACCCUCGAACACUAAGCUCUUCGAUGCUGAGACCUCUGCUCGCUCUGCUCAAACAACUCAGUCGAAUUCUCGAACGCCUGCACGCCCCUUUGUACCCACGGGGAUUAUACGUACCCAAUCGAGUCCGGUGCCCAACCACGCUAUACGCGACGUUGCGUUAGCUAGCUUAGUAGGAGCUGCUACAGCUGGAAUUCUUUCUACCGCCAAGGAUAGACCCAGAGAUGACAGUCCUAGUAAUGUUCGUUUCGAGCUUACCGAUAAGCAAGCCAAGAAAGAAGAGCGCCAACAGCGUAAAGUCAAUGUCAAAGAGAGCAAAGAGCGUGCUCAUGAAGAGAGGAGAGACAAAAAAGAACGUGCCCGCCUCGAUCGCGAAAGAGCACUACAAGAAGAGUCGACCCGUCUGGACCAUGAUUAUGCAAGACGGCAAGCUGAAGAAGCAGAGGCUCUGGAGAAGAAGGUAAAUCGUCAACGCGAAGAGGCGCUCCGGGAAGAGUCAGACCGGCUUGGACGUGACUAUGCAAGACGUCAAGCCGAAGCGCAAGAAGCUCGCGACGCCCGGGAGUUGGAAGCAGACCGCCAACGUGAAGAGGAAAUCAAAGAGUUCAUGAAACAUGCUCUCGCUGAACAAGCUCGGGAAGCCGAACAGAAACGACGCCGCGAGGCCUGGCAAGCUCAGCAAACAAUCAUCCAUGAUGGUUCUUCUAAAGAUCGUGGAAACUUACACACAGACUUCUCUUACGCCACUCGCCCUUAUGAGCCUUCUAAUUCACAUAGCGGUCAACCCCUGAUGGAUGAUGACUUGAUCGAUCCGGAGUUUUUCACACGCACACGUAGUCACAGCGAUUUGGCUCGGCACGAAGAGCUCGCCAGGAAGGCCGCUGCUAAGGUGGUUGCUGAUCUUGAGCAGAGGUACAAAGAGCCUACCCCAUCUCAAGCUGAGUUCUUUGCACCAAAGGAACUGUUCGAGCCAUCGGAAGGCAAGACCAAGGUCCGCGGGCCUGUUGAUGAUACCGACUACCAUGUGUAUCAUUUGUCGGGCAUUCAAAAUACAUCCAUGCCGACCGGGCCACCACCUCCUUACCAGUAUGCAAAUUUGCACGAACAUCAAGAUGAAUCAGCCUGGAAGAUACCUAAGCUCAACGUGAUUGCGCCUACGCCGCCUGUUAGCUACGCAGGAUCAGUCAAAGAUGACAAAUCGCCAACCAGUGCGUCAAGAAAAGCUUUCUGUGAGGCCAGUCAGGAGUCCGAAGCCGAUAUGGAACCGCAUAAGUCGAGCAAAGUCAGCUGGGGUGAAGACCAGACUCGCUUCUACGAGGUCGCUACUCCCGAGUCAUCGCGGGAACAUGAUGUUCUCCAAAAGGAUAUUCCACACAAGAUGUCAGGUCUGCGCGAUGAGGACUCUUGCGCUGAAGCAGUCCAGUCCGACGAUGGUAGGGGCAGCACUAAGCAAUCGAACCGUAAUGGAUCUCCAAAGGUUGAAUAUGUUGACCGAAUUGCUAGAGAGAUUGCGAACACAGCACCGACACGCUUUUACCAGCAGCCAUUUGUCGAAAGCGUUUCCGACAUCGCGUUCACACUAAACUCGCCAGACGCGGAAGGUGCAUCACCAGCACAAGGCUUCGUAGAAGGAGAGGUCGGGUAUGCGAGUGAGUCCGAACACAUGCCUCAUAUACCAGGUGGCUUCGAUGAUCCAGACUUGGAGUCGUACCACCAAUACCGAAACGAAUCUAGCAAGGGAAACUAUGACCCCAAUCGCGUAGUGGAUGAACUGCAAAAGGUGGUGGAACAACAUCGAGACGGUGAUCGCAUGACCAAGAAGGAAAGAAGAAAGCGAGACAAGGCGGCAAGAAGGGCUAUCCCCAAUAUUGAUCCCGGAUCAUCUGCUGAUGAGCGUGACGUUCCGGCACCCUCACAUGAGAAUGAUGAUGAUCAGAGCGAGCAUAACGCCGCAUCACAAACGCACAGCCUGCCAUCGAGUUACCAGUCAAAGAAUGACGGAGAGGAGAUUGGGUCUUCUACAAACUAUGCCGAGGCUGCAGCACUAGUCGGUGCUGCAGCAAUAGUUGGCACCAUCACGCAAAAAGAUAGGGCUCGAUCGCCAACUCGGAGGAAGAGCGAGCCUGAGGAUUUCGAUCGGGAACGCCCUCGAUCAUCACACUCGGAGUCUCGUAAAACUGUUUCUCAAUCCACGCCUACGUCGCCAGUGUACGAACGCCGUCCGUCCCUUCCCGACCACGCUUUUGACGACUUGGAAAUGCUUGCCGGCAACAAGAGACCAAAGAAGUCGAAAAGGAAUAGUCUGCUGAACUAUCCUGCUGUCGGAUCUCCACUUCGAUCAACUAUGACGUGGGAUCAACAUGUUGAGCCUAUCGCCGCGACUCAGAGCAGUCAACCGUUAGAUACUCAGCCGUACGACAUCGCCUCUGAUGGCGGACAGCCGACCGGGGAGAUGAAGACGCUUGCCAGAAGUGACAGCCCGUCCCCCGAGUCGGAACGCGGUACCGAUUCUAUUGUGUCCGCUCCUGUUGGUGAAGAGCAUGUUGACAGAAGGCGUAAGAGUAGAAAGUCGCGCGGAUACUCCACAUCGCCCUCCAGAAGUGUAUCUGUCGCAGUCUCUGAACCUUACGACAACUCUCGUAAGCACAAACGACGAUCUCACCGAGAUAGCAAAGAUUACGACGACACGUUCUCGACAACAUCUGCUCGCUCUCGUGCUUCCCACAGCUCCAAGAGAGAUAGGGAUGACGAGGAUGGUAAAACAAAGAAAAUGGGUGGGAUCUUGAGCCUCUUCCGUCGUAAGACCUCUGAUGACAUGGCUAGCGAUGAGCCAAACCGCUCGAAGAAUCAUCGUCGCCGUCAUAGCUCUGAGCAUACGAUAGGCGAGGUUGGAGAGGAUGCGCCUUCAAUCUCGAGAUCUCGCUCUCGAGCCGGGAUGGGAGCAGACGAUGUCUCGUCGAGACAUUCGAGUAGCUCCAGACACCGAGGUCAGCACCGCCGAGAUGAUAGUGUAGAUGAUCACGAUUCUAGGUCCCGAGUGUCGAAUUCGUCGCGUCAUCGUAAGCAUCGCAGUAGAGACACCAGUCGAUCACCAGAGAAUGAAGUUGACGAGUCACAAUCCGCAUCUCCGGAGUCAAAGCUCAAACACCGACAUCGACCAGCAGACGAUGAUCUGGAUCACGGCAAAUCGUCAUCUCACGUUGAGAAGACACCUUCAGGCCAAGACCAGUCUUUUUUAGUGGACCGGGUAGAGGAUGACGAGCCCAUACCUUUACCCGCCGAUGGCGUUCCGUCAUCAUCAGAGGCUCCAAAAUCAGCGGGAGGAUUGCAAGAACAUGGCGUACCACCACAUCGUUCCAGCGAAACACCCCUAGAUCCGACUGAUAUACCGCUUCCUGAAAGCGAGGAUGUCGAGCUCCAGAUUACAUUCGACGCUACAGCUCAUGGACACAUGGAAACCACUAAAUAUCCUGUGAUGGAGGCUCAGAUGGUUUCACCGACGACUGGCGUGCUAUCACCUCCUCUGGAGCACAUGACACCAGCUCGGCCAAUCGUUCCGCUCCGUGUCAGCUCUUCCACAGCGGUUCCGUUGAGAUUUCGUCGUCCACCAACAUCACCUAGCCUUCCUCGAGAACGUUCAGUCAGCUUCAGCUCUUCUCUUGCACACUCCCCGUCGUCGCCAGUCACCUCAAAAGCCAAAAGACCACUGUCCACAGAGUUCGUGCAUUCGACCGAAUUCAGACCGUUGUACCUACUCGAGCGAACGCGCAAGCCUCAGGAUACAGAAAUCGAGCAGAACCUGCCAAGCCUGCCUCCAAGUCGUAGCGCAAGCUCAUCUAGUUUGCAAAGUAGUGAAGACUGGCAGUCGGCAGCAGAAGACUUCGACCCUAGCGAACAAGAUGACCUAAGUCCUCCCGUAUUUGAUCAGGCGUACAACGAUGAGCAGGCAGAUGUUCUGGGCUCUACGCAGACCACACCAAAAGCGAUAGAAUUUCCGAAGAAUGUACCAGAGCCUCAUACACACGCAGCGCCUGAGUACUAUUCGUGGAGUGAUAUGGAACACGAAGAACAGUUACGUCAAGAAGCCGAGAAGAAGUUCACUGAAGAGUCGACUGAGGAGUUCACGUCAUCCGAUGUCGAUGACGUUCAAACCAAGACAGCCUCCACGGAAGACUCUAUUGAGCCACAUCUAGCUGCUGAAGUGUUGAUAAAUCAGGAUCCGAUGGCCACCGACGUCUGGGGCGAAUUGAGCGACGACGAACAACAUGGACUACAAACGUUCGGAAACGACGAAGUCAAGACUAUGAUCGAGCCCGAAGAGACUCAAGUCGACCAAAAUCGAACUUUCGCCGCAAAAAAGCGCAAAAGUAAGAAGCUAGCAAAAUUGGGAACGUCUUCUGUCCACGAUAACAGUGAACCAGUUCGUGAAAACCCGGCAGAGCUUGCGAGACGGCGGGAACAAGACGCACAAGAUGCUGUUGACACCUGGUCGACACCGUCUGUGAAGUCGCCGCAAGAGAGCGCUGUCUCUGCCGAUAUAGUCCCGCUGUCAAAGCUAAUUGACUUUUUUGACGAGAAGAUGCCCGAGUUGUCUGUAGCGUCGGAGGAAGGCAUAGAGCCUGCUAAGCAAAACAUUGAGCCAAACUCUCCGUUGUUGUCUCGCAAGAAAUCGAAGAAGGGCAAGAAGAAGCAGAACUCUGCCCAUCCAGAUCGGUUGGUUGAUGUCUCAUCGAAAGCCUUCGUCGAAACCCAGAUGAAUUCUGCUCAUGCAGAUACUGCGACCAGCAAAUCACACCUGCACGAAAACGAGGAGCCUCAAACCACGACGCUUCUUGAAGAAAAGUCUGGCAACGAUGGUUUGAUGGUGCCCAGUUCAGCAGAAGCUGAAGGUAGCCAUCCGAAAAUCUUCAGCGCCGAGCGAAGAGACGAUCUAUCACCGGCAGAAGAAUCAGACUACUUCUUGUCCAAGGCAGAGCGUAAGAAGAAGAGUAAGAAGGCGAAGAAGGGCGCGCUCUCUAUCGUGAUUCCUGUUGUUGCUGCGGCUAUGCUGGCUGAAACUAACAAGGAGUUUGUGAAGCAAGACAACGAACCCAAGUCUACUUUGGUUGGAGACGGAGACGAAGAUCGCCACUCUCAAAAUCCUGCUGCAGACAAUACAAGCUCUCUACAUGCUUCACCGGAGCAAUUUAGUGCUGAAGCUCAUGAUCCUAGUGUCAUCACCAGAUCCAGUCGACAACUUGACUUCACUAUCAAGGCCGAGGCGACCCGAGAGGAGCAAAGAGACAUGGCGACAACACCGACUGCAGCAAGCCAUCAAGACACUGCUAUAUCAUCAAAACAGACCGAUAUGAUUGCAGGCUCUGAGGUGCCUCCUGGACAAAUCACGCUUCCCUUGAACGAAGAAGGCGCACAUCAUGACACGAAGGAUACUCACGAUAUCCCAAACACGACUCAAUCAUUCUUUGUUCCCGAGCAAGAUCGUGACGUGCAACCCGCGAUUCCCGAAGAAUCUCUCCCGGACGCAGCUUCAACUAGCAAUAGAUUGUCUUGGUUCUCAUGGCUCCCAGGUGUUAAAUCGCAAGAGGCCGAUGAACACCGCUUCGAAACGAAAGUACCUGGCGACCAUGCAGUCCUGCCGGAUGCUCUCUCACAAGAGCCCUUCGAACGUCUUCUGGAACAACCCGCGCACCACCUCGAGCCUUUCGACGAGCCGACCGUCCUUCCUGAAAGUCAUAAUAUUGACUCCAUUAAGCAUGAUGAAAUACAAAUCGAACAGGAAACGCCCCUUCACGCUCACGCAAAGCCGGAGGAGCUUUCAUCAAUGGUGGAAGGUGGAUUGGCAGACAACACAAAAGAUUCGGAAGAUCUAACCGCCAAAGAAGAGCCAGACACAGUCCACCUAAGCGAGCGGAUU